Messenger RNA from Dracunculus medinensis (Guinea worm), 3021 nucleotides. NCBI's taxonomy places the organism in Eukaryota, Metazoa, Nematoda, Chromadorea, Rhabditida, Dracunculidae. The record is from the annotation of a GenBank genome assembly.
AUGUUAUAUAAUGAUCAAAUGAUAAUAUGGAAGUGGAAAUUUCGACGUCGAGAAUGGCGAAAGGAAUUUAGCGAUGUAAAAUGUGAUCGAAUCGAAGUAUUACUCGAUCCAUUAACUCCUCGAUCGAAAUACAGGGAAAGUCGAUCGAAUAAUGAACGCACGCUAGGCAAUGAUUCGAGUGUGGAUUUCGUCGAUCCUCUUGGUGCAACAAAGGACGAUUCUUUUGAAACUACGAUUAAGCUAAGUGAAUCGUGGAUAUCAAAAUCGAGGCAAAAACAAGAACCGAUAUUAGUGAAUACACUUGAAAAGAAAUCUGAUAAUUUAAUUGUUAUGGAUGAGGAAAUUCCCGAUUUUAUUCCUUGGUCAGUUAAAAGAAAUGAAAUUUUAAGAGAAUUUCCAGCGAAAGAAAAAUCAUCUCCACCAUCAAAGACAUUUUUCAAUAUUCCUUCAAUAACUGUUGGUGGACGUGCGGCUCAUAGAUUGGAACAGUUAGAAGAUUCUUCUGGAAGUAAACGAUUAGCUGAAUUGUCUCGGGAAGAAUAUGUCGAAAAUAUAAAUGAAUUAAAAAAAAAGCUAUUAAUUGCUUGGGAAAAUGAGAAAAAAAUUGAAUCAGUUAAGAUUAUCAUAGAACUUUCACGAAUUUUAUCAUCGACAGCGGCACCAAAUUUCUAUCCAAAUCAGUUCGUAUUGGUCACUGAUAUUCUAGAUUUGUUUGGCAAUCUUGUUUUUGAGCGACUUCGAACGAAAGCUUCGAAAGAACGGAUCGAACUCGGGCAAAGUCCUCUGCCGAAAUGUUUUACAGUCGCUGACGUCCCCGAAACAACUAAGGAAACAGCAAAAAAUUGGUUUUGCAAAGUAGGCGAUAUAAUGGAAUUGCUACCGAGAUUUUAUGUUGAAACUUCAAUAAUCGGUUGUAUACUUUUUCUUGAUGCCGACUCGCUGGCUAUUAAUCUCAUACGCUUGUCUGGAAUACCGUUGUCGAUUUCACAUCCUCUGAUUGCUUCUUAUGCUCGAGCUUAUUUAUGUCGUGUAGCAAUGCGUCUUCUUCCACUUAAUCGAGCUCCUCAUUGGAAAUGUCUAAACGACUGGAUGCAAUCUUUUGUGGUUCAACCAGCAACUUUAUUGAUUCCAGCAAUGGAGUGGAUCUUGCAAUGUGUUACUUAUAAAGCCGUAAGCUAUGACGAUCUUCGUCGCAUAUGGGAAUAUUGUAAGAUGUCUGAGAAGCGGCAGAUUAUCGUUCGAUCGUUUUUAAAUGCUGUUUCACCGAUUUAUCUUAAUGAACAUUGCCUAGAAGCUUGCAAAAUUGUAACAUCGGGUGACGAAAUUUCUGCGCAAGAACUUUGCAUUUUUGGAAAACGAUUACUGAUGAGCGAAACACCUGAAGAUGCGAGAAAAGUUAUCUUAAAGAACGUUUGGCGAAGAGUUUUGAAGUUGGCACUCAUAAGUGAAUUUGUUGACUGUACCAUUGUUUGGAUUGAAUUUACUGCUCGAUAUUUUUCAAUUAAUGAACUGGGAAUUAUGCUCGAUAUCUUAAUUAAGAAAAUCUCGACUGAGAAAGUUCGUUCAUCAUUCAAUUUCCAAUUUUCCCUUUUUUCAAUUGGAAUUCUACUGCGGAGCAAACACGAAGCCUUUAGUGAUUCACUUAUUAUUAUUGUCGAAAAAAUUGUUUUACACCAAAAAAAUGUGGCGAAUUUAUUCACGUUGGAACAAUUCUCAUCAUUAAUUAGUUUGUUUCGUAGCGAUGGCGGAAGAGCGAAAUGUUCAACUAUUAUACUUACUGCAUUUGUUAACCAUCAUCCAAUCAAAUUUUCCGAUAAUUUCCAGUUGGGUUAUCAAAUAUUGGGCCUUUGUAAAUUUCUUCACAAUUCAUUAAAUGCAACUUCUUCUGAAGAAGAGAGACAGACUGUGUCUUUUAUAAUUCAAUGUGCUCUCGAUCGUUUUGAUUUAAAUUCCGAUCCGGAAAGAGCGUUGAAUUUUCUCGUUGACUGUCGAGCCACUUUAUCAAAUAUCGACGAAUUAAUCUCGUAUUUGGUAAAUCGUGUUUGUGCGCUCGGUUUUCUCGUGGUUCAAAAUCAAGAAAGAGUACGUAACGCUGCUGAAUUGCUUCGUGCAUGUAUUGCAAACGCAUUCAUAACAACUGCUUCCUUAUCAACACCUAUGUGUAUAAAUCUUUAUGUGCAUAUUGGUCUACUCGCACUCUCCGCUAAUUCCUUACCACAAGUGGAUGCAAUAGUCAAAACUGCAAUAGAACUUCUUGCUUCAUGUCAAGAUAUUAAUCCUAUGACUUAUCGUUCGAUGGCAUCGAACUUCCUCGGAUUCUUAGUCGUUGUUCCUGAUUCUCCAGAAAAACCUCCCUUAUACAUGUUUAAUGGUUUUCUUAACGCUGUCGUCAGAUUUCCAUGGCACAAUUAUCCACUCGAACAUGCCCGUUUGUUGAUUGAUUGCAUUUAUUAUUUAUCUGCAAUCGGACAAGUCGAAUUGCCUUAUCAUAUUCGUGAAGUGCAAUCAAAUGAUUCCAUAUAUGGUAAUAAUGAGAAAUAUAACGAAGCAAUUGUGGAAAAAGUGGAGAUUAUUAUGGGACGUUACGAGGAACUAUAUAAUGAAAAUAUAUUAAAAUAUCCACUUAUUUCUAUCGAAUUGUUAGAAACUAUUUUGGUUAUCGGUAACGUUGAAAAGUUGAGUAGUCUAAUCUUGGAACUUUUUUCGAAACCCGUCGAAAAGAUGGAAUUAGUUAGACGCAAUGCUAUUUUUGAACGAAUCAAAUUGCUAUCGAAACGAAAGCCAGCCGUUGCUCAAUUGAUUAAAGAAAUUUUGACAGUUUUAAAUGUUGGAUUUAGAGAAUAUUUUCGAAAUAUUUAUAAAACGAUAGUGUGCAUAGAUUCAGUUUUGAAACUUAUUGUCGAAUGCUGUUUUUAUCAGCAAUGUGAAUAUCAUGGAUAUAUGUUGAUUCGAUUAAAGUCAAGCACAUCAUGGAUUCAAUUUCUAUACUUUAACAAGAAGAAACUUAUCAUUGAUAGAUAA